AAACAUGGAGAACAUGAGUUAAAGAUGGGAACUGUGCUGUCAUACUUUUGCCAUUUGUGUGGACACGGAAAUAAGGAAGAGAAGGAGAGAUGCUUGCGGGCUAAUGACAGCACUUUCAACCUAUCUUUCCGCUAUGCUAACAAUGCCAUCAAGACCUCCAAAUACAACAUCUUCACCUUCCUGCCACUUAAUCUUUUUGAGCAGUUCAAGAGGCUCGCUAAUGCCUACUUCCUCUUCCUGCUCAUCCUUCAGUUGAUCCCACAAAUCUCCUCUCUCUCAUGGAUUACUACAGGUUUCGCCUUAAUAGUAGUGCUUUCUAUAACAGCAGUCAAAGAUGCCAUUGAUGACAUAAACAGACACAAAUGUGACGGACAAGUCAAUAACCGGAAGGUGGACGUCCUCAUGGAUGGCCAACUCAAAAAUGAAAAAUGGAUGAAUGUUCAGGUCGGGAACAUAGUCAAACUGGAGAAUAAUGAGUUUGUCACAGCAGACCUUCUGUUGCUGUCUAGCAGUGAGCCCCUUAAUUUAGUUUAUGUGGAAACAGCUGAACUAGAUGGAGAAACCAAUCUGAAGGUGAAACAGGCUCUGACUGUAACUGGAGAGCUGGGAGACAACAUUGAGGCACUCGCUGCCUUUAAUGGUGAAGUGCGAUGUGAACCUCCCAAUAACCGUCUAGACAAGUUCAAAGGGACUCUGACUUUGAAUGGAGAAAGAUAUGCCUUGAACAACGACAAAGUGCUGCUCAGAGGCUGUACUCUCAGGAACACUGAGUGGUGCUUCGGUCUGGUCAUCUUUGGAGGUCCUGACACUAAACUGAUGCAGAACAGCGGGAAGUCAAUAUUCAAACGGACAAGCAUUGAUCACCUGACGAAUAUCCUGGUGUUAUGUAUCUUUGGUUUCCUGGCAUCUAUGUGCUCCAUUUUGACCAUUGGCAAUGCAAUCUGGGAAACAAAUGAGGGCUCUGUGUUCACUAUGUUUCUUCCUCGUGAACCGGGCAUUGAUGCUCCUCUCUCAUCAUUCCUCAUCUUCUGGUCUUAUGUCAUUGUCCUUAACACAGUGAUACCCAGUUCACUUUAUGUCAGCGUGGAGUUCAUUCGUCUGGGAAACAGCUUCUUCAUAAACUGGGACAGGAAGAUGUACUAUCCUAAGAAUGAUACUCCAGCUCAGGCAAGAACCACCACACUCAGUGAGGAGCUAGGCCAGAUUAAAUACAUCUUCAGUGACAAGACUGGCACUCUGACACAGAACAUCAUGACUUUCAACAAGUGCUCCAUUAAUGGAAAAGCUUACGGGGACCUCUAUGAUUUCUCUGGACAAAGAGUGGAAAUUACAGAGAGGACAGAGAGAGUGGACUUCUCCUGGAACAAUCUGGCUGAUCCAAAGUUCAGCUUUCAUGACCACAGUCUGGUGGAGAUGGUGAGAAGUGGAAACCCUGAGACUCAGGAGUUCUUCCGCUUGUUAUCCCUGUGUCACACUGUUAUGCCUGAGGAAAAGAAAGAGGGAGAGCUCAAUUAUCAGGCUCAGUCACCUGAUGAAGGCGCUCUGGUGACUGCUGCAAGAAACUUUGGAUUUGUGUUCCUAUCACGCACACCAGAAACCAUCACAGUAGUAGAGAUGGGCAAACAAGUCAUCUAUGAACUUCUGGCCAUUCUGGACUUUAAUAAUAUGAGGAAGAGAAUGUCAGUGAUAGUGCGCAGCCCAGAGGGGAAGCUGACUCUAUACUGCAAAGGUGCAGACACCAUGAUCUUUGAAAGACUGCACCCCUCCUGUAACAAACUGAUGGAAGUAACCACUAACCACCUCAAUGAGUAUGCAGGUGAUGGCCUCCGUACACUUGCUCUGGCCUACAAAGACUUAAAUGAGGACUACAUGAUAGAUUGGAAACAGCGCCACCAUGAGGCCAGUGUUGCCAUGGAGGGACGUGAAGAAAAACUUGAUGAACUUUAUGAAGAGAUAGAGAAAGAUAUGAUGCUGUUGGGAGCGACAGCUGUAGAGGACAAGUUGCAAGACGGUGUGCCGGAGACCAUUGAGCAACUGGCUAAAGCGGACAUCAAAAUAUGGGUGUUAACUGGAGAUAAGCAAGAGACAGCAGAGAACAUUGGCUAUUCCUGUAACAUGCUAAGAGAGGAGAUGAAGGACGUCUUUGUUGUCUCAGCCAACACUGCUGAAGGUGUCAAAGAGGAGCUACAGAAUGCACGAAGAAAAAUGUGUCCUGAAGCAGCAGAGGAGCCAACUGUGAUUAAAUCUCGAGAAGGCCUGUUUUGGCUUAAAAAGACAGAGACUGUGCAGGAUGAGAAGGUGGAUGGAGAUUAUGGACUAAUAAUAAAUGGGCACAGUCUGGCUUUUGCACUGGAGAAGAAGUUGAGGUUGGAGCUGCUGAGGACAGCAUGCAUGUGUCAGACAGUGAUUUGCUGCAGGGUCACUCCUUUGCAGAAGGCCCAAGUGGUUCAGCUGGUCAAGAAAUACAAGCAGGCUGUCACUCUUGCUAUUGGGGAUGGAGCCAAUGAUGUCAGCAUGAUAAAGGUUGCUCAUAUUGGUGUAGGUAUCAGUGGGCAGGAAGGCAUGCAGGCAGUGCUGUCCAGCGACUAUUCCUUUGCCCAGUUCCGUUACCUUCAGCGCCUCCUGCUGGUGCAUGGCCGCUGGUCCUACAUCCGCAUGUGCAAGUUCCUUGGAUAUUUCUUUUACAAGAACUUCACUUUUACGCUUGUCCAAUUCUGGUACGCCUUCUUUUGUGGUUUUUCUGCACAGACUGUUUAUGAGGACUGGUUCAUCACCUUCUACAAUAUGGUUUACACAGCUCUUCCAGUCCUUGGCAUGUGUCUGUUUGACCAGGAUGUAAAUGACCGUUGGAGUUUAUACCAUCCUCAGCUCUACGCUCCAGGCCAGAAGAACCAAUACUUCAAUAAGAAAGCUUUUGUGAGCUAUCUGAUUCAUGGCUGCUAUUGCUCCUUAAUCAUCUUCUUUAUCCCAUGGGCUUCCAUGAAUGAUGCAGUCAGAAAUGAUGGAAAAGACAUUGUGAGCCAUCCAUCUUUUGCUUUAUUGGCACAGACUUGUCUGCUUAUUGUGGUGCACACACAGCUGUCUCUUGACACCUAUUACUGGACAGCAGUGAACCAUUCUUUUGUGUGGUUAAGCACGAUAGGCUACUUUGCCAUCUCAGUCACCAUGUACAGCAAUGGCAUGUUUUAUGUCUUCCCGUCUUCUUUCCCCUUAUUUGGCGCAGCAAGAAACACUUUGAACCAGCCUAAUGUGUGGCUCACCAUAUUCCUGACGUUCCUCCUCUGUAUCCUGCCUGUUGUAGCUUUCCGCUUCAUUUUUAUACAGCUUUGUCCUACCAUUAAUGACAAGGUGAGGUAUAAGAUGCGUACAGAGGAGUUGACUGCACCUGCACCUCGUCGUCUACUGAGAAGGCGUAGUACUCGAUCAGGCUACGCCUUCUCUCACUCCCAGGGCUACGGUGAUCUGGUAACAUCUAGAAAAUUCCUGAUAAAACGCCCCCUAAAGAUGACAGCUCUGUUCACCCAGACAGACUCUUCCAUAUUUCAAAAUCAGCCACAGCACUACCGCACUAUUGCUGAGGAGCCACAGAGUCCUUAG
Molecule: messenger RNA, 3597 nt
Organism: Maylandia zebra (zebra mbuna)
Lineage: Eukaryota; Metazoa; Chordata; Actinopteri; Cichliformes; Cichlidae
Source: RefSeq, a predicted model, not a curated record